Coniosporium apollinis CBS 100218 is the source of this 1131-nucleotide messenger RNA. RefSeq lists its product as uncharacterized. The record is from RefSeq and is a predicted model, not a curated record. Lineage: Eukaryota; Fungi; Ascomycota; Dothideomycetes. Gene Ontology annotation, cellular component: plasma membrane. The transcript has a single exon. Gene Ontology annotation, biological process: peptide modification; carbohydrate metabolic process. The coding region runs from base 1 to 1131 and encodes 376 amino acids.
AUGGCCGAACCAAGCCAGCGCCGACCAAAAUACUUCCGCAAUGAUGCGCCGCUAUCAAGAAGAGAUCCCUAUAAGCAGCUGACAGCCUCUUUGACGCGUCUCGUCAAUGAGUACCCCCCGGACAAGAUCCCACCAGGCGGCGGUCUCUAUUACGGGCCAAUCUCAGUCGCAUACCUCUUCUUCGUCCUGCAACGCCACUACGAAGAGCUCACCAUCGGCGAUUUUCCCCUCGGCACGUGGUCCGCAGCCUACCUCGAGCUCGCCCAAGCUCACAUGAAAGAGUACCCCGGCCCUAAGAUCAGCAGAUGCGGCAUCAGCGACGACAUCAUGGCGCUUCUGGCAAUCGGCGCCGCGUCUGCUAAGGACGCGGACAUGGUGACGGAGCUGUGCAACUACGCUGCCGUGGCCACGGACGAGGAUGCCUCUAAUGAAUGGCUGUAUGGUCGCGCGGGGUACCUCUAUCUUCUGCGCCUUGCUAAAGCCUCCUUUCCCGAUGAUGAUAAGGUCUUGGACAUGAUCGAUGACACGGCGGACGAGGUCAUCGAAGCCAUCAUGGAGUCACCACGGCCCUGGAAAUGGCAUGGCAAGGCUUAUGUCGGCGCGGUCCACGGAGCAGUUGGCAUCAUCACGCAGAUUGUCCUCACAGAUCCCACCUGGGCGCCGAAGCUCGAGGCAGAUCUCGGCGCAUUGCUCAGUUACCAGUUCGAGAGCGGCAACUGGCCUUCCUCCAUCCCACCAGGUCGAGAUCGCCUCGUCCAGUUCUGCCACGGCGCGCCUGGCGUGGUGGCCUCGCUGGUGUCUAUAAAAGAGCACUUCCCGAACCUUAAAGCCCGCAUCGACAAGGCGAUUGAGAAAGGCAGAGAGUGCAUAUUAGAGCGCGGCCUGCUAACCAAGGAGCCUUGUCUCUGUCACGGCAUCUCAGGCAACGCCCUGGCGCUGGAUGACAAGGAAUUUGAGCAUUUCUUGACUUACACCACCGGCCACGAGAUCAAGAGCUUGGAGAAGGAUGGCAUGCUGGAGAAGUCAGAUGAUCCUAGCUCGCUGUGGUGUGGAGAGGCCGGAAGGGCGUGGACGUGGGCGGUGGCAGAUAAAGGUCUUGACAAGUUGUUCCUGGGCUACAAUGAUAUCUGA